AUGGAGAAGCCCAAAUCAGUAAUCAUCGUCGGUGCCGGAGCCGGAGGUGUCGCUCUUGCGGCUCGCCUGGCCAAGGCUGGCUUGAAAGCGACAGUCGUGGAGAAGAACGACUUCACCGGCGGUCGCUGUUCGCUCAUCCACCACGAUGGCUACCGCUUCGACCAGGGACCUUCCCUGUUCCUUCUCCCGCAGCUCUUCCGCGAGACCUUUGCGGAUCUGGGGACCACGAUGCCCGACAGUGGCGUGGAUCUUCUGCGCUGCGAGACAAACUACAAUGUCUACUUCCAUGACGGCGCUCGCUUUCAGCACAGCUCAGACCUGGCCGCAAUGCGCGCCGAGAUUGAGCGCUGGGAGGGCCCCGAGGGCUUUGAGCGCUGGGUGGCCUGGCUCCAGGAGGGCCACAGACACUAUGAGAUCUCCGUGAGGGAGGUGCUGAAGAAGAACUUUAUGAACUUCUGGGAUAUGGCGCGCCCGAGUUUCCUCUCCAAGAUCCUCGACAUGCACCCUUUUGAGAGCAUCUGGGCUCGGGCUGGCAGAUAUUUCUACACCGAGAGGUUAAGGAGAGUCUUCACUUUUGCUACCAUGUAUAUGGGCAUGAGCCCGUUUGACGCCCCGGCCACGUACUCUCUUCUUCAGUACACGGAGUUCGCCGAGGGUAUCUGGUAUCCCAAGGGUGGCUUCCAUACGGUCGUUGAUGCCCUGGUCAAGAUUGGGGAGAGGUAUGGAGUCGAAUACAGGCUCUCUUCCCCAGUCUCCAAAGUCCUGACCUCCCCCGAUGGGAAGAAGGCAUCUGGUGUUCUGCUUGAGGGCGGAGAGACGCUGUCGGCCGACGUUGUUGUACUCAAUGCCGACCUGGUCUACUCCUACAGCAACCUUCUUCCCCGCUCCCCUCAAAUUGAAUCUCGCAGCAAAAGUCUCCAGAAGAAAGACGCAUCCUGCAGCUCAAUUUCGUUCUACUGGAGCUUGGAUCGCAAGGUCCCGGAGCUUUCCACCCACAACAUCUUCCUCGCCGAGCAGUAUCAUGAGUCCUUUGAAUCCAUCUUCACCAAGCACGAACUCCCCGAUGAGCCCAGCUUCUACGUCCACGUUCCCAGCAGGGUGGACCCAACCGCCGCUCCCGAGGGGCGCGACAGCGUGAUAUGCCUGGUCCCUGUCGGGCACCUCUCCCGCUCAAAGGGCGUCAACGCCGCAGACGGGGGCCUCCCCGAGGACGAGCAGCAAUGGGACCAGAUCGUGCAGCGCGCCCGCUCAUCCAUCCUAGAGACGAUGAACAAGCGUCUCGGGCUGAAACGGCCGCUCGAGGACUCCAUCUCGCACGAGAUUGUCAACACUCCCCUGAUCUGGGAGAACAAGUUCAACCUGGACAAGGGGGCCAUUCUCGGCCUGGGGCACAAUUUCUUCAACGUGCUCUGGUUCCGCCCCAAGACCAAGGCGCCCGAGCUGGGGUCGACUUACUUCGUCGGCGCCAGCACGCACCCCGGGACCGGUGUGCCCAUUGUCCUGGCGGGUGCCAAGAUCACGGCAGAGCAGAUUCUCGGUGAUCUGAGGAUGGAGGCUCCCUGGCCCCACGACCAUCGCAAGGGCCAGGGGUUGUCCAAGUUCAUGGAUGGACAGAGCUACACGUGGUUCAAGUUUGGCACGGAGGAGUUUACAGUGGCGGCACUCGUAGGGGCAUUGGCAAUCUUGUUACUGCUCAUCGUGCCGUACUUCUUUGGAUUUGCGCUCAGGGCAAUCUAA
Molecule: messenger RNA, 1737 nt
Organism: Clonostachys byssicola
Lineage: Eukaryota; Fungi; Ascomycota; Sordariomycetes; Hypocreales; Bionectriaceae
Source: the annotation of a GenBank genome assembly